Messenger RNA from Metschnikowia bicuspidata var. bicuspidata NRRL YB-4993, 204 nucleotides. It is a transcript of the gene ATP18, whose product is annotated as F1F0 ATP synthase subunit i. Gene Ontology annotation, biological process: proton motive force-driven ATP synthesis. The record is from RefSeq and is a predicted model, not a curated record. The transcript has 2 exons. The coding region runs from base 19 to 204 and encodes 61 amino acids. NCBI's taxonomy places the organism in Eukaryota, Fungi, Ascomycota, Pichiomycetes, Serinales, Metschnikowiaceae. Gene Ontology annotation, molecular function: proton transmembrane transporter activity.
CCAAACGCUAUAUUCACCAUGAGAAGCUACCCCACCCCUAUCUUGAAAAACUACUGGCCUUUCGCCGUUGGUGCUGCCAUUUCUUUUGGCUUGAUUGUCAAGGCUGCCGAGGCCCUGAUGAACUCCGAUGAGUUCAUCAACGACCCAAGACACCCAAGGUUCGCCAAGGGUGGCAAGUUCAUUGACUUGGAGAAGAAAGAUUAA